Molecule: messenger RNA, 3894 nt
Organism: Girardinichthys multiradiatus
Lineage: Eukaryota; Metazoa; Chordata; Actinopteri; Cyprinodontiformes; Goodeidae
Product: transmembrane protein 104-like
Exons: 10
Coding region: 270-1745 (491 amino acids)
Source: RefSeq, a predicted model, not a curated record
GUCACGUGGAAGCUGGUCAGCUGAUACAUGUGAUAGCCGCUCAGCUGGGCUCAGUCUCAGAGCCUUGACAGUCCGCUAGGAUCUGUUCGUGUCCUUAUUUCUUUUCGGCAUUUUCCCAGUUAGUCUGAGAACGAAGCGGCCCAUGUUGGCCCCGCCUGGUUGGGUCGGUUUAUUCUGUCAGCCGGCAGGAAGUUGUCGCUCGUAGCAUCCUGUUAGCCUAGCAGUGAAAUCAGCAGGAAGACUGGAGAGAGGGAAGGUGAGGAUCCAACAUGGCAGGAGGUAUCACAGAGACCGGAGAGCCCUACUCUGCGUUUGUGGGGCUGGUGUACAUGUUCAAUCUGAUUGUGGGAACAGGAGCCCUGACCAUGCCCAAAGCCUUCGCCUCAGCCGGUUGGGUGGUCAGCUUGUCGCUCAUUGCCUUUUUAGCAUUCAUGAGCUACAUGACCACCACUUUCGUGAUCGAGGCAAUGGCGGCGGCCAAUGCUCAGUUGCGCUGGAAGAGAAGAGAGCAGGAAGAGACGUACGACAGCGACACCACCUCUGACUAUUCGGAUGACGAUACGGGCCGAGGUCGAUCGGAACCGGAAACAAAGCCCAUCCUCUCUGUCCAGAGAUCGGGUCACGUUGAUCACUUCGACAUUGUGGAGCGGGUCGAGAUGGGUCAGAUGGCCUCCAUGUUCUUCAACAAAGUCGGAGUCAACAUGUUCUACAUCUGCAUCAUCGUCUAUCUGUACGGAGACCUGGCCAUCUACGCCGCUGCUGUGCCGAUAUCGCUCAUGGAAGUUGCCUGCGGGAACCACUCCUGCAGCGCUGGAGGUGUGAAGUACAACGACACAGACCCCUGCUGGGGCUCCGUCACCAGAAAAGAUGCCUACAGAGUGUUUCUGAGCGUGUUCACUCUUCUGUUGGGGCCUUUCACCUUCUUCAGCGCCCAGAAGACCAAAUAUCUUCAGAUUCUCACCUCACUCAUGCGUUGGAUUGCUUUCACCAUGAUGAUCAUAUUGGCUCUGAUCCGAAUUGCCAAAGGAACCGGAGAGGGACACCCUCCUGUCGCCAACCUCUCCGGGGUGCCCAACCUGUUCGGAGUGUGCGUAUAUUCCUUCAUGUGCCAACAUUCCCUGCCCUCCCUGGUGACGCCCAUCUCGGAUAAGAAACGAGUCGGAGCUCUGGUUCUGGCGGACUACGUUCUGAUCCUGGGCUUCUACGCCCUCCUCUCGUUUACAGCCAUCUUCUGCUUCGACAGCUCGCUGCUGCACGACAUGUACACCCUGAACUUCACCGACAACUGCAACGUGUUGGGCAUUUCGGUGCUGCGUUACUUCCUGGGCUUGUUCCCAGUUUUUACCAUCAGCACCAACUUCCCUAUCAUUGCCGUUACUCUCCGGAACAACUGGAAGACACUCUUCCACCGGGAUGGCGGCACCUACCCAUGGGUGGUGGACCGGGUCGUGUUUCCCCUCAUAACCCUGGUGCCGCCGAUCGUGGUGGCCUUCUGCACGCACAACUUGGAGUCCCUGGUAGGCAUCACCGGGUCCUACGCAGGGACAGGGAUCCAGUACAUCAUCCCGGCAUGCCUGGUGUUUUUCUCCAGGCGCCACCUGGAGCCGGUGAUAGGCAGAGACGCCGUCAACAAGCACCAGUCUCCUUUCCGCCACGCCUUCUGGGUGUGGUUUGUCUUGGUGUGGGCGGCCUCCUGCCUCAUAUUUGUCACAGCCAACAUUAUCCUGACUGAGACUAAGAAAUGAAAACUGUGUUUAUGGAAAUCUGCGACUGUUUGGCCAGUUUCUUCGUUCUCGAGGCCUUACCUGCUGCUGGAUGGACUGUGUGCCUUUUUUUACCUGACUUUAGUUGCCUAAAAUAAACGCAAUCAAUAUUAACUUAUGAAAUUUGCUAAAAGGGACCAAAUGUUUUUUUCCUGAUAAGUUCUGGAUGUGUGCAUGACAGUGAUCAAAGGGACAUUAUUAAAGGUAUCUUUAAACAUCAAACAGCUAAACGUUUAAGCUUUUCACACCGUUUCCCAGAAAUAUCUUCCUUCCUUUCUGCAACUCUUGGAUGCAUACCUUCUCUGACAUCCCAGAAUCAGAUAGAUGGCUUGUUACCAGGCCUCUACAGAGGUGAAUGAUGCUGAUGAGGUAUGUCAGGUUUGUUAGAGCAGGGAUGCAUCUAAAAGUUGCAGGACCGUAGCUCUCGAGGUCUGGACUUGAUCUAAAGCAACGGUUGAGCUGUCCAAACACUUCAGAUCAUAGAGGAACGUGUGUUUAAUGGUGAAGUUUCAACCUCUUACCUCUAACUUCUGUUGUUGCUAUUACAGGUAAUAGGAAGAGGCACAAAUGUCCCACUCCCUCUCUAGAAAAGCUGUCAAACAAACACGUUGGAGAUUCAACAGAUCUGUGGGAUGAAGCUACAGAAACAUAUUUCUUACUUUUAAUAACCUUCACUAAAAUCCCAACUCAGAAAAGGGAAUCUGCCGGAGCUUUCCUGCAGAAUAGUCCAAUAAAACUAUAUCAAAGCAACAGAAGGAGCAAAGAAAAACUGCCUGUCACAGAACCGCUGCACGACUCCGUAAUGAGAUUGGAGGAUGGGAAGAAGAAUGAUCAUUCUCCGAUGUAUUUCCCUCCCUCAGCAGGUGGUGUGAGGGCAAUGUUCCCGUCCUCCAUGUGAACAGUGAAGCUGACGGAGAUGCUCCCAUCCCUGUCUGGAAAAGUCUGACAUGUUGACACGAAAAUGUGCAGGAAGCCUGUUAUAAAUAACUUAAAAAUAAGAGUUUAUUCCAGUAGAGCAGGAUUAUAGCAGUUUUCUUUAAAAACAUCUAAUGUCAGGGUAGAUAAAUAAGGAAAUAACCUCCAGGUACAGUGUGGUGAAGGACUUUGUUGGUUGUUGUGGUUUUGAUUAUAACUAUGAAAGGAAACGGACCAGCAGAGGAGAAGUUACCGAACCAGAAACCUUUUUGAGUCUGCUUCCUCUUUACAUGGCAUGUUAUUAAUUGUUAAUAAGAGGAAAAAAGAUGCUAGCUCCAAUCAGAUGAUAACCAGCACAGUUUACACACUAUUUUAUUUAUUUUUAGUUGGCUAUCUUUUCCUUUUUGACAAGCAGCAGGUCUCCUGCUCAGAAUGUUCACAGCAAACACAAAGUUCUGCUAAUUGUAAUAGAUUUCUAUGUUCCUGCUAAACAAUAAUGUAAUGAUUUGUCCUUUUUAGAUCAUCGUCUUCCUGAACGUGGCUCCAGCUGCAGAGAUUUUCUUUGCACUGUGUUAUUUUACGGCAGCAUUUGGCUGUAUAGGUAGCAACGCAGGUGAUUAAAACUUUCCUUUGGAAGGUAAUGUGCUGCAACUGGAGUGUUUUAAGGCUCUGCAGCUGAUUUCUGCUCCCGUGUGGAAGCGUUGGUGACACCUGGGGGGCGCUGUUGGAGGUCAAUCUACUCUUGCUUUGUUUAGACCUCUACUACAGGUGAUCAGUCAUCAGAGCUCUGCGGUGGACCUGCAGCUUCUCAGCUUAUUUCCAUCUGCAGCAACGUGUCUGAAUGAGGAAAACAAACACUUGAACCUGAGUUGGAUAUUUGUGGGCUUUUCUCUGCUCAGAAACAUCUAAAACUAUAGGAAUCAGUGUGAAUUAUUUUCAUUUUGUUUGCUGUAUAUUUUUCUUUGAUUUUGAUCAUUUCUUUAGAAAUCAAAUGUUGACGAUCUGUGUGGUGCCAGAAACGUUUAUGAUCCUUUUUUUUUUUUCUAUUUCUCUUCGUUUUAUAGUUUAAAUGUGGUUUCUGUUUUUAUUUUUUUUACUUUUGUGUCAUUUUUAUUUGUGUAUCUGAAAUUUGGUUCUUUCUUCUCUAUGGAUGUUUACAGCUUUUUGUUAUCCCGUUUCUCAAGCGAACAAAAAUAAAAUUUGUCUGAAAUCAUAA